Molecule: messenger RNA, 1605 nt
Organism: Drosophila grimshawi
Lineage: Eukaryota; Metazoa; Arthropoda; Insecta; Diptera; Drosophilidae
Gene: BckdhA
Product: 2-oxoisovalerate dehydrogenase subunit alpha, mitochondrial
Exons: 4
Coding region: 137-1456 (439 amino acids)
Biological process (GO): branched-chain amino acid catabolic process
Molecular function (GO): oxidoreductase activity, acting on the aldehyde or oxo group of donors, disulfide as acceptor
Source: RefSeq, a predicted model, not a curated record
ACAUACCUGUUGCGUAACGCAGCUGAUUGGAGUAGAAGGCAACAGAGGAACACGCAGCAGUAACAUAAUUAUCAAUUAUUUUCCUUGUGUUUCCUAUUCCUGUUGCAAAUACCCUUUCCGUUGAUCAUUCGUAAACAUGUCUUUCCUGCGCAAAUCUGUUAAACUGUUAAAUGCCGCCAGCGCGGCAAGACAAAAUGUCAAAAUGCUGUGUGCAGGAAGCGCACAAUGCAAUUACAGUUCCAGUGGACAGGCAGCGGAGAUUUCUCCAUUUCCCGGCGCUCGCGAUGCCCCCUUCAUAAACAAUUUGAAGCUGAUGAUGCCCGAGGACUAUGCCCCAAUACCGAUUUAUCGGGUAUUGGAUCGUGAUGGUUAUCUGCUCAGUGAGCAGGAGGAUCCACAGCUCAGCCAGGAGGUGGUCGAGAAAAUGUUCCGCGACAUGGUGCAGCUCGCUACAAUGGACAAGAUUCUGUACGAGUCGCAGCGGCAGGGACGAAUCUCCUUCUACAUGACCAACUCGGGCGAGGAGGCGUCACACAUUGGCAGCGCAGCUGCCCUGGAAAUGCGCGACCUCAUCUAUGGCCAAUAUCGAGAGGCGGGUGUGCUGGUCUGGCGCGGCUUUCGUAUCGAUCAGUUUGUCGAUCAGUGCUAUGGCAACGAUGACGAUAUGGGACGCGGCAAACAAAUGCCUGUGCAUUACGGCUCCAAGGAGCUGAACUUUGUAACCAUCUCCAGUCCGCUGUCAACCCAAAUACCUCAGGCUGUGGGCGCUGCCUACGCCUUGAAAAUGAAGCCCAACAACGAUGCCUGCGUCGUUUGCUAUUUUGGAGAGGGCGCCGCUUCCGAGGGAGAUGCACAUGCUGCCUUUAAUUUUGCAGCCACACUUGAAUGUCCCGUCAUUCUCUUCUGCCGCAACAAUGGCUUUGCCAUAUCGACGCCGUCGAAUGAGCAAUACAGAGGCGAUGGCAUCGCUGGUCGUGGUCCGAUGGGUUAUGGCAUUGCCACGAUACGCGUUGAUGGCACCGACGUAUUUGCCGUGUACAAUGCAAUAAAGAAAGCACGGGAAUAUGUGCUGCGCGAGAAUAAACCGAUUGUGUUCGAGACGAUGGCCUAUCGUGUGGGCCAUCAUUCCACGUCGGAUGACAGCACCGCUUAUCGUUCAGCGGAGGAGAUCGAGGUGUGGAACACAGUGGAGCAUCCCAUCUCGAAGCUGAAGAGCUAUAUGGUGCACAAGGGCUGGUUCAAUGAGCAGCAGGAAAAGGAGUUCGUGAGCGGAGUGCGCAAGCAGGUCCUCAAGCAAAUCUCCAUCUCGGAGAAGAAACUUAAGCCCAAUUGGCGUGAGAUGUUCGAGGGUGUCUACGAUCAAAUGCCCGAGCAUCUGCAGCAGCAGCAGCGCGAGCUGGAGCAGCACAUCGAAUCGCACAAGCAAUUCUAUCCGCUGAAGAGCUUUAAGCAGUAGCCAGCAACGGCAACCACCAAAUAUCAAAAAAAAUAUCCUACAAAAACUUAACCGGGGUGUCAAUCGAAAUGUGCAUUUAUUAAGUUUAAGCAAAUAUGUUAUUCUGUUUUCCUUUAUAAUAAAAGAAUUGUAUAAGGUUUCAAACCAAA